Molecule: messenger RNA, 601 nt
Organism: Anopheles funestus (African malaria mosquito)
Lineage: Eukaryota; Metazoa; Arthropoda; Insecta; Diptera; Culicidae
Gene: ND-13B
Product: NADH dehydrogenase [ubiquinone] 1 alpha subcomplex subunit 5
Exons: 4
Coding region: 102-473 (123 amino acids)
Biological process (GO): respiratory electron transport chain
Source: RefSeq, a predicted model, not a curated record
UAGAGAAUUGUUUUUGUCAAACCUGACGUUUGUGGUGUGUGGGAAAAGAAAAUAUUAUUUUACUAGCAUCUCGGUACGAUUGCCGUCAACAAAUUGCUGCAAUGGCAGGAGUAAUUAAGAAGGCUACCGGUUUGACUGGCUUACAUGUGGCCAAGAAUCCACACCACACGCUGACGGCCUUGUACAACAAGAUCCUGCGUGCUGUCUCCAAGAUGCCUCAGGAUGCUGGCUAUCGACGAUACACCGAACAAAUCGUGUCGGAGCGUGCCAAGAUUGUUGCAACGACUCCGAACAUUCUUGAAAUUGAGCAAAAGAUCAACUGUGGCCAGGUGGAAGAAUUGAUCGUACAGGCGGAAAACGAACUAACACUCGCACGUAAGAUGCUGGGAUGGAAACCGUGGGAACCAUUGGUUAAGCAGGCACCGGCCAGCCAGUGGGCUUGGCCUCCAGCAAAUCUGCCAGAAUUGAAGUAAACAUCCUUGUCGUAAAAAUAUCCUUCGUUUAUCCUUUCCACAUCCACAGAGACACACUUGUAGGCAAUGUAACGGUUGUUAGGGUCGUAUUUAAUGUGUAAAUAAAAUCAACACGUGCGGCCAAUCCA